Synchiropus splendidus (mandarinfish) is the source of this 4786-nucleotide messenger RNA. RefSeq names its product neuronal acetylcholine receptor subunit alpha-7-like. Gene Ontology annotation, molecular function: transmembrane signaling receptor activity; acetylcholine-gated monoatomic cation-selective channel activity. Lineage: Eukaryota; Metazoa; Chordata; Actinopteri; Syngnathiformes; Callionymidae. Gene Ontology annotation, biological process: signal transduction; nervous system process; regulation of membrane potential. Bases 84 to 1670 code for a protein of 528 amino acids. Gene Ontology annotation, cellular component: neuron projection; synapse; postsynaptic membrane. The transcript has 10 exons. The record is from RefSeq and is a predicted model, not a curated record.
GGGAGAGAGCGAGAAGAGGGAGAGAGAGUGAGCCUCAGCUCGCAGAAGUUUGACGCUCCCGACGAGUCCCGAACGUCGCAGCCAUGGAGCUUCGGAGGGGAAUUGGAUCUUUAUUCGUCGCCGUCCACCUAUGGAUGAGUUUCUGCUGCCAAGGCUGUCAUGGCGGUCAGUACCAGAGGAAGCUCUUCCGUGAUCUGAUGGUGGACUACAAUCGGCUGGAGAGACCGGUUCACAAUGACUCAGCGCCUAUUGUGGUGGAACUGGGCCUCACUCUGCUGCAGAUCAUCGAUGUGGAUGAAAAGAACCAAGUGUUGAUCACCAACGCUUGGCUGCAGCUGUACUGGACUGACAUCUAUCUGUCAUGGAACCCUGAAAACUACCCUGGAGUGCAGAAUCUGCGCUUCCCGUCCAACCAGGUGUGGGUCCCAGAUAUUCUCCUCUACAACAGCGCUGACGAGAGGUUUGAUGCCACCUUUCACACGAACGUGCUGGUCAAUGCCACCGGAUCCUGUCAGUACAUCCCCCCAGGAAUCUUGAAGAGUACCUGCUAUAUCGACGUGCGGUGGUUCCCGUUCGACGUGCAGAAGUGCGACUUGAAGUUCGGCUCUUGGACUCACAACGGCUGGUUGCUGGACCUCCAAAUGAUGGACGUGGACAUCUCCACUUAUAUACCCAACGGGGAAUGGGACCUUGUGGGUGUGCCCGCCAAGCGCAAUGAGCUGUACUACGACUGCUGCAAAGAGCCGUACCCUGACGUGACGUACACGGUCACCAUGCGCCGCCGGACGCUCUACUACGGCACAAACCUGCUCAUCCCCUGCGUGCUCAUCUCUGGACUAGCGCUUCUGGUCUUCUUGCUUCCUGCUGACUCAGGGGAAAAGAUUUCACUGGGCAUCACGGUGCUGCUGUCUCUCACCGUCUUCAUGCUGCUGGUGGCAGAGAUCAUGCCCGCCACCUCAGACUCCGUCCCUUUGAUCGCUCAGUAUUUUGCCAGCACCAUGAUGAUCGUGGGUUUGUCUGUGGUGGUGACCGUUCUGGUACUGCAGUUCCACCAUCAUGAUCCACAUGGAGGGAAGAUGCCGAAGUGGGUCCGAGUCUUCCUCCUCAACUGGUGCGCUUGGUUUCUCCGGAUGAAAAAACCUGGAGAAGACAGAAAGACAGCUGUGGCUCCCUGUGGCGUUCAGACCUUCAAAUACUCUCAGCAACAGACUCACCACUCCAGCACCAGCAGCAUUCCUAUGAGCACCAUUCCAAGCCAGACUUCCCCCCAGUCUACCACGACCAACGGGAACAUGAAGCUGUACUUUGGGUAUCAUUCCAUGGGAACAGACAAGGCUGCUUUUCCACCCAGCACAGACUCGGGAGUGGUGAUGUGUAGCGACCCGAAUGGCUCGACGACUGUGCACGACAUCCACUCGGAGCAGACUCGGACUUUGCUCCUGGAGCAGGUUCCUGAGAUCACCCGGAUCCUGGAGGAAGUGCAGUACAUUGCCAGCCGGUUUCGGGAGCAGGAUGAGUGCGAGUCCAUCUGCAGUGAGUGGAAGUUUGCGGCGGCAGUAGUGGAUCGGUUAUGCCUGGUGGCCUUCUCGCUCUUCUCCAUCAUCUGCACUGUCACCAUCCUCAUGUCGGCACCCAACUUCAUCGAGGCUGUUUCCAAGGACUUCACAUGAGUCGGUAUGGUGACUGGACUUGGACAGUGCCACAUAAGCCUCCCUGACAACACUACCUGAACACCCACAUGUACUGUACUUGUGUUUUGUUUAUUGUGGCAGCUACAUCCAGUGGUCAACAAUGUAAAAAUUCCAAGAUACUUUUCUUCUUCAUCUCUGCCUCACUUAUCUCCAGCACUCUCAAGAUCUGUUUCUUUUACUGAGGCUCAUCUCUGUACAGUCACGUGUUUUCAAAGAACUGUUGCACCAAAUGUAAAUAGAGCAAAUCUUUUCAAUGUAAAAAUACUGUAUAUUGUGCUGUGUUCGUAGAAGUAACAAAAGCCCCCUCUGAGUCAGGGCCAAACUGAGGAAACCAAACACUUGCAGGCCACCAUUAGUCCUUACCGCCGCUGGUUCCAGUAGUCGUCGAGGAGUAGAAAGGCAUCUCAACCUUCAAGAUGGUGCUCAACUCACAUUAUGUUGGUCCAGGUUUUUAUGUUGUAGCAGAACAUGGAAGAAACACAUGUUGAAACAGAGACUUGAGUGACUAGAUGCUUGUUUCUGAAUGACUAGCAAUGAUUUCAGAUCAAAAAGUAUGCUGUCAUGACAAGCACAUGUGUGAGGAACUUGUGGAGUUAGCUUGACAGUGCAGCGACGAAUGGCAGAGCAGAAGCUGCAGUCAACCAGUUUCUACCGUUUAUGGACAGUCUAACCCAGAGUGUCACAGCAUACUCCACAUCAGACCCUGAGUACAGAAUUACGUGACGUGAACAUGAAGGAAUCCUUGUAAAGCUGGUUUUGCCUCCCAGUCAUCAUUUUGAAAGCAUCAGUGCCCAUGAAAUCCUCAUUUGAAGCAGAAAGAAAUAUGAUCAAGGGCUGCUGUAACCUGUGUUUUACUGACUCAAGGGCACAGCUUCUGCCAACCCAGGAGACCCAACUCUGGACAUGUAAGGGAUUGCAUCACGUAGACUUCUGCCCCGAGUACUGUGGAAUGACUCACUAACACAUAUGACAGUGUCGUAAAAAGGUUCACUAAUCCUCCUAUUAUUGCUACAUUGGGUCCUAUUCUGGGCUGUUAAGAGUAGUGAUGGGCAGAUGAAGCUUCAUGAAGCAGUAUUCUCAUUUUUGAAGCCCACUCAAUGGUUCUCUGCUCCACUGUCUUCGGACAACCAUUGAACUGAAACCUUGUAUGAUUUUUAAAGCAAGGGCACCAACUUCUGUGCUCCAAAAAUGCUUCAGGAAGUUUCAGCCGCUCACAUUUCCUUCAUGAUGCAUUGCUUAUCAUAUCCUGUCUGCUGGGGAGAAGGUGUUGGACAGACGGGGUUUGGCGGGGAUUUACACGCUUUACUGUAUUUACUGGUGUUCCUCGUGCUCAGGGAACAUAGGUUGUUUAGCAAAUAAAGUCCACGUAUACUGCCAUGUCACUUUAAAGACUCCUUUGUCUCAAACAUAUUAUACAUCGCGAUAUACAGUGUUGCUGCUGCUGUAGCAAAGGAUUCAUCAUAAAAGUGUUGAACCACAGCUCACAAAAUCACGGCCCUCAUUUUCAAAGCUCAGCAGGUCUGAAAACUGAGACUUAAAAUCGAUGUGCAACGAAGAGUAUGCCAUCUAGUGGGCUCUGAAAAUGAGGACACUGUUUCGCAAAGCUUCGAAGAGAUGAAAAAAGAUGCAUGAACUGUGGCAGUCUUCGUAUUGUUCCCUUGUCCGGUAAAACUAAGUGACCGUACAGAAAAAAAAGGAUGGAGUUAUUAUUAAAAGCAGCGAUGUCACUCCAGGGGAAUUUUCUUUUAAUCUUCCGUGCUGAUAGCAUUUGUGAUUCUACCCUGUAAUGCUCGGCGAAAGGCAAACACUGGUUAAUCUUUCGCAAACAACGUGCAGCAGGAUUAAAGAGUGACCUUAUGAAAUGGAUUUGUGUGCGUCUUUGUCUCUCCUCACCGACAGGACGCGGCACCCAAACCUAAGUGUUGGGUUUCUCUCAGUCUUUUCACUUGGCCUUUUCUAGAGGGUGAACUCACAGGGAGCAGCAGGCAGUGAAUAGUGGACUCAAAUACAAAGUGUAAAUUGUAGUUCUUUUUCUUUCGGCUUCUCCCUUCAGGGGUGGCCACAGCAGAUCAUCUUCCUCCAUCUCACCCUGUCCUCUGCUUCCUCUUCUCUCAAACCUACAAACCUCAUGUCCUCCUUCACCACCUCCAUCAAUCUCCUCUUUGGCCUUCCUCUCCACCUUCUGCCUGGCAGUUCCAACCUCAACAUCUUCCUACCAAUGUACUGGCUCUCUCUCCUCUGUACAUGUCCAAACCAUCUCCACCGAGCCUCUCUGACUUGGUCUCCUAAACACCUGAGCACAUGUGCUGUCCCUCUGAUCCUAUCCAUCCUGCUCACUCCCAGAGAGAACCUCAGCAUCUUCAUCUCUGCUACCUCCAGCUCUGCCUCCUGUCUUUUCCUCAGUGCCACUGUUUUCAAACCAGACAACAUUGAUGGCCUCACCACCCUUUUGGACACCUUCCCUUUCAUCCUUUUGUCACGCAUCACACCUGACACUUUUCUCCAAUGAUUCCAUCCUGUCUGUCUUCGUAACCUCUUUGUCACACUCUCCAUAGUCUAAAGAAAACAUCGGGUACAGAUUUGUUCUUCAUUGUGAAACUCAGGUAGUUAUUAGACCUCACUUCAACCUCAAUGCCAGGUUGCAUACUGACUGCUGGGAGACUGGAACCAGCAACUUGUUUUUUCAGGUUUUUUUUUUUUUUGUUCUGCUGGUACUUGAUAAUGCCAUGGUGGUAAGAAAAAAAAACCUCACUAGUUUUCACUUUCCUACCAAGUGAUUUCCUGCAUUAAAGGGUAAAAAUGAUGCACCAAACCAAGUGUUUCAUGUCUUAUGUAACCAGGACUUGUCAUCUUUGCUUGUGCGGAGGCGAGUCGUCAUUGGAACAUGUCCACUGAGCUCUUCCUAGACAAGGAUUGAAAGACUGUAAAUGAUGUCAUGAGGCGUCAUGUUGAUGUCUAAUGUGCUUCAUCAACUUCCAACCGUGUCUGUCUUUUUGUCCAGGACUUGUACAUACAGGCUCACUGUUGGUGAAUAUGCAGAGAAAUGAAAGGCUGUUCCGCGAAAGAGCUUGAAUUAAAAUGCACCUGGAAGUGUC